ACGGAGGAUUGGUUGCUUAGUAGCAUUCAAAUUUAUAUAACUCUGCUUUCGUUGCUUAAUUAAUUUUCAGAGGAAGGGGGCGACGCCAGCAGGUGAUGCCAAGACUAAGGUGGGGCGGAAGAUGGGGGUGGUGCAUCGGAGGCUCUCUUUGCUUGGAAACGGCGGCAAGCACGUUGAUUACGAUGAUGGUUUUGAGCCGACGACGGAUGAGAAGCUUGCUACUAUUGUUGGUCAACAAUCUAAGGCAGUUGAUGACUGUGAUGAUCCAGAUUGCAAGGACGAAUUCGUUCCUUUGAGAGGUGAGAAGGUCGAUGCUGCUGUUGGUCAACAAGCUAAGGCAGUUGAUGACUGUGAUGAUCCAAAUGACAAGAUCAUGAGGCCCACGAGUGUGGAGAAUGGGCAAGAAAGGCGUCCAGGCUUUCUUUAUAAACAAGGAGCAAGAAUGUCUACAGGAGGUAAUCUAGGCUUUCGUUAUAAACGCGGAGCAAGAAUGGCUGCAGGUUAUAAAAGGAAGGAGUGGCAAUUAGGGUCCAAAUCUUCUAGCAACAAGGAGGAAGAGAAACCAACGUUGGUUGAUAGCAGAAGCAGCAGUAUUCAACUCGUGAGACCGACAAGAUUUAAGGUGUGCACAAGUCCAGAGAACAGGUUCGCUACAACUGGUGGAGCGUCUCAUCACCCGAGUUUUGACACGUCCACUCCAAGCAAUACCUUAGAAGAAGAAAGUUCAGAUGAAGAUGAGGAUUCGGAGGUUACCCCAUCAAGCAGCAACACAUUCAGCGAUAAUACCGAUUUUGACGCUCUUAAAAGCUUUGCAGACUUUAAUAUCAUCCUUGAUGAUUUGGUCAUCGACCGCGAAUUACUCCCCGGUCACCUGCGUAGGAAGUACUACCAGCUCUGCUGCGACAGGAAGAUGUUCCUCCAUAGGCAUCUGAUGAAGCCCAUAAACCCUGUGCUCGCCGCAGGAGUAAUCUCACAGACGGUCGACAUCGCUCAGGGCAUCAGGACCUCCUAUGCCUCUUCCUCUUUCCUCGAGGACCUUGCGUUUUGGAAGACGACCCUGGAGGGCUGGAGGCCUUGGAGGGCCUGGGUGGUUGUCCUAGAGCGAGACCGUGAGCUGGAGAAGAUCAGAGCCCUCAGGUCGGAGUUGUCAAGCCUGAAUGACGCUCUGAAGGGCCUGGGCAUGGACAUUGCCUUCCUCCGCAAGCCCGUCGAUGACCUCCAGGUGGCUGUCCUGGAGCGAGACCUUGACCUGGAGACGAUCAGAGCCCUCAGGUCGGAGUUGUCAAGCCUGAAUGACGCUCUGAAGGGGGUGGGCAUGGAGCUGGAUGAGAUUGAGGAGUUGGCCUCGAAGAUUGAGGAGUCGGUCGCGAAGAUGAAGGUGGCCUUGGGUAUGCCGUAG
This is a messenger RNA of Lolium perenne, 1399 nucleotides long. The record is from RefSeq and is a predicted model, not a curated record. NCBI's taxonomy places the organism in Eukaryota, Viridiplantae, Streptophyta, Magnoliopsida, Poales, Poaceae.